Molecule: messenger RNA, 2429 nt
Organism: Quercus lobata
Lineage: Eukaryota; Viridiplantae; Streptophyta; Magnoliopsida; Fagales; Fagaceae
Gene: NAD-ME2
Product: NAD-dependent malic enzyme 2
Exons: 19
Coding region: 317-2128 (603 amino acids)
Biological process (GO): malate metabolic process; pyruvate metabolic process
Cellular component (GO): mitochondrion
Molecular function (GO): malate dehydrogenase (decarboxylating) (NAD+) activity; NAD binding
Source: RefSeq, a predicted model, not a curated record
CUCUCUUCUCAGACACGAGCACGACCGUAGGCGAAAACUCGUAAAAAUUUUUUUAUAAAAAAAUUAAAAAAAAAAAUCGUAUUCGUAUUCCUUUAAAUAGAGCGUGAUCUCAGAGUCAGUUAGUCAAUACCAACUUCUUUUUUUGUGACCUAGCAGACAGCGUAAAAUUUUCUCGGUAAAAUAUCGCCGAGAAACACUGAGAAAAAACAAAGGAGCAUAGGUGGACUAUACUAGAGUAGACACUGUGCUCCUGGUUUUUUCUUUUUUUUCUCCUAUCAGUUUUUUUUUUUUUUUGAUUUGGUUUUUAGUGCAUAGAAUGUGGAAUAUUGCGCGAUUCGCCGCGUCGAAUCUGAGCCGAUCGAGGCGCUUCUCGACGGCGAUUCCUGGUCCUUGUAUCGUUCACAAGCGUGGUGCUGAUAUUCUCCACGAUCCCUGGUUUAACAAGGAUACUGGAUUCCCUUUGACUGAAAGGGAUCGUCUAGGGCUUCGUGGCCUCCUCCCACCUCGCGUGAUAUCAUUUGAGCAGCAAUAUGCUCGUUUCAUGGAGUCAUAUCGGUCUUUAGAGAAAAAUACUCGGGGCCAAUCAGAUGGCAUUGUUUCCUUGGCAAAAUGGAGGAUCUUGAAUAGACUUCAUGACAGGAAUGAGACUUUAUAUUACCGAGUCCUUAUUGAUAACAUCAAAAAUUUCGCUCCAGUAAUAUAUACUCCAACAGUAGGAUUAGUAUGUCAGAAUUACUCAGGGUUAUUUAGACGCCCGCGUGGAAUGUAUUUCAGUGCGAAAGAUAAGGGGGAGAUGAUGUCCAUGAUCUAUAAUUGGCCAGCUCAUCAGGUAGACAUGAUAGUCCUGACAGAUGGCAGUCGUAUCCUUGGCUUAGGUGACCUUGGAGUUCAGGGAAUUGGAAUUCCUAUUGGAAAACUUGAUAUGUAUGUUGCUGCUGCUGGUAUCAACCCACAGAAAAUACUCCCGGUUAUGCUUGAUGUUGGUACUAAUAAUCAAAAGCUACUUGAAGAUCCUCUUUAUUUAGGACUUAGACAACCUAGGUUGGAAGGAGAAGAGUAUCUUUCAAUUGUUGAUGAAUUCAUGGAAGCUGUUUUCACACGUUGGCCCAAGGCUAUUGUACAGUUUGAGGACUUUCAAAUGAAAUGGGCUUUUGAAACUCUGCAACGGUAUCGUAAAAGGUUUUGCAUGUUUAAUGAUGACAUACAGGGGACUGCUGGUGUUGCACUUGCAGGACUUUUAGGAUCUGUGAGAGCCCAAGGUCGACCAUUGUCUGAUUUUGUGCACCAAAAGAUAGUUGUGGUUGGAGCUGGGAGUGCAGGGCUAGGUGUUCUUAACAUGGCUGCACAAGCUGUUUCUAGAAUGUCAGGAAACGGCGAAGCAGCAGUGAAAAAACAGUUUUUCCUUCUUGAUAAAGAUGGCCUCGUCACAAAAGAGAGGAAGGAACUUGAUCCUUCAGCAGCACCAUUUGCUAAAGACCCUAGAGAGAUUGAGGGACUUAGGGAGGGAGCUGGCCUAGUUGAAGUGGUUAAAAAGGUCAAGCCCCAUGUGCUUCUUGGUUUGUCUGGAGUUGGUGGUGUCUUCAGUGUGGAGGUGCUUAAGGCAAUGCGAGAAUCUGAUUCAAGUAAACCUGCCAUUUUUGCUAUGUCAAAUCCCACCAUGAAUGCUGAAUGCACUGCUGCUGAUGCUUUUAGGCAUGCUGGAGAAAAUAUAGUCUUUGCAAGUGGCAGCCCUUUUGAAAAUGUUGUUCUAGGGAAUGGAAAAGUAGGCCAUGUAAAUCAAGCAAAUAACAUGUACCUGUUUCCUGGGAUUGGUUUGGGAACUCUUCUCUCAGGUGCCCGGUUUAUAACAGAUGGAAUGUUGCAAGCAGCUGCUGAAUGCCUCGCUUCUUACAUGACCGAUGAAGACAUUCAAAAUGGAAUCUUGUAUCCAUCUAUCAAUAGCAUUCGAAAUAUCACGGCAGAGGUUGGAGCUGCUGUUCUGCGUGCAGCUGUUGCAGAAGAGCUGGCAGAAGGACACUGUGAUGUGGGGCCUAAAGAGCUCAAGAACAUGUCCAAAGAGAUGACAGUGGAAUAUGUCCGAAGCAAUAUGUGGUUCCCUGUUUACAGUCCUCUUGUUCAUGAGAAAUAAGGGUCCUCUCCUUAUUUGACUGUUAGAGGGUGUUCCUGCGUCUUACAUAUAAAAGUCUGCAGCCAAACAUUGUAUCUGGGUUUCUUUUCCUGAAAUCAUAUUUGCAAGCUUAGAGAAAUAGAAGGGAAAAGGAUGGAAACAGGAAUGAAACCCCUCACAAUACUGAACCCCAUUAGCUUGAUUUUUGUAUGCAGUAACAUAACUUUUUUUUUUUUUUUUUUUUGAGAAACUUAAAUGUGUAUGACUUUUUUGUUCUAUUUAGGAGAUAUUGUUACAAAACAUCAUUUGUUUUUUUUGGCUU